AUGGAAGAACAGAUCCAACAGAUUCGUGAGCAUAUCAAGAGUCAAAUUCCAGAUACCAUCAAUGACUUCCUUCAAACGGUCGGGACAACAGCGAUACGAAUACUUGGCGACACGCCUAACAGCGCACUCGACGUUGGAGAUAAGCUGGGUUCCAUACGUCAAUUUGCGGCAAAGCUCGAGGAAUCCGUUCGUGCAACCCGUCCCAACGCUGAAACUUGUUUCCUCGCCGUCAACAUACACCCCCAGAAGCACUCUUAUUUCGUGCUUGAUGUCCACAAUGUCGACUAUGUCUACGAGACUGCGCACACUGACAUGACCACGAUACCAGUCUAUGUUCUUCGCCUGUCGAAGAGGAGAAUCAGCAUCUUCAGACAAGAAAGGCUAGACGCUACUCUUGCUGUGACCCUAGCAGAAAUGCACGAUGGACACGGUCAAGACCCUUUGCCUUUGGUUGACGAUUACAACCACACCGUCCAAUACAAAAACCCCCGCAGCCUUUCGUCUCGAUGA
Penicillium brevicompactum is the source of this 510-nucleotide messenger RNA. RefSeq lists its product as uncharacterized. The transcript has a single exon. Lineage: Eukaryota; Fungi; Ascomycota; Eurotiomycetes; Eurotiales; Aspergillaceae. Bases 1 to 510 code for a protein of 169 amino acids. The record is from RefSeq and is a predicted model, not a curated record.